Messenger RNA from Abrus precatorius (Indian licorice), 1650 nucleotides. Its product is annotated as pentatricopeptide repeat-containing protein At4g21705, mitochondrial-like. The record is from RefSeq and is a predicted model, not a curated record. The transcript is spliced from 2 exons. Gene Ontology annotation, molecular function: protein binding. Gene Ontology annotation, cellular component: mitochondrion. The coding region runs from base 27 to 1526 and encodes 499 amino acids. NCBI's taxonomy places the organism in Eukaryota, Viridiplantae, Streptophyta, Magnoliopsida, Fabales, Fabaceae.
UACAAACACUUGGUUAGCGUUUGGCAAUGCCGUUAACGCCGUUUUUUUCAGCAAUCGUUGAAAAGUGUGGGAACUUCACCGCGAAUUUUCUGCGUCGGAGACUGUACUGUUCAACGAGCACGAAUCGAAGAAACCUGUAUUCUAGAAUCAGUCCCCUCGGAGACCCUUCCAUCAGCGUAGUUCCCGUUCUCGAUAAGUGGAUCGAAGAAGGUAACGCCGUUAACGGCCCUCAGCUUCAACGCAUCAUCAAGAUCCUCCGUAGCCGCAAGCGCUUCACUCAAGCGCUUCAGGUUUCUGAGUGGAUGAGUAGCAAAGAGGUGUGUCCAAUUUCACCCCGUGAUGAAGCAGUGCAGUUAGAUCUUAUUGGCAGAGUUCGUGGAGUAGAUAGUGCGGAGAGGUAUUUUGAGAGUGUGAGUGACGGAGACAAAACUUGGAAGCCUCAUGGUGCUCUUUUGAAUUGUUAUGUGAGAGAAGGUUUGGUUGAUAAGUCACUGUCCCAGAUGCAGAAAAUGAAGGAAAUGGGUUUUGUUUCCUCGCUCAAUUACAAUAACAUAAUGUGCCUCUACGCACAAACCAAUCAACUUGAGAAAGUCCCUGGUGUUUUGGAACUGAUGAAAGAAGAUGGUGUUUCUCCGGACAUUGUCAGCUACAGGAUUUGCAUAAACUCUUAUGGCGCGAGAUCUGAUCUCGUAAAUGUGGAGAAACUGUUGGAGGAAAUGGAAGGGGAACCCCACAUUGGCACAGAUUGGAUGACAUACUCUAUGGUGGCUAACUUGUACAUAAAAGCAGGCCUGAAGGAGAAAGCUUUGGUGUGCCUGAAGAAGUGUGAGGAUAAGGCAGACAAACGCAACGCGAUUGCCUACAAUCAUCUGAUUUCACAUUAUGCAGGUCUUGGGAGCAAAAGGGCCAUGAUGAGACUUUGGAAACUCCAGAAAACAAACUGCAAGAAGCAACUCAACAGGGAAUAUAUAACCAUGCUGGGUUGUUUGGUGAAGCUAGGAGACCUUGAUCAAGCUGAAAAAGUACUUGGUGAGUGGCAGUUAUCUGGUAACACUUAUGAUUUCAGAGUGCCAAAUAUCCUCCUGAUUGGGUAUUCCCUAAGGGGAUUAACUGAAAAGGCAGAAACACUGCUCCAAAGCAUGGUCGAGAAAGGGAAGACUCCUACUCCUAACAGUUGGGCUAUCAUUGCAUCUGGUUAUGUGGUCAAGGAGAACAUGGAGAAGGCAUUUCAAUGCAUGAAGGAAGCUGUGGCUGUACACGCUGAGAAUAAAGGUUGGAGACCAAAAGUUGAUAUCAUUUCCAGCAUAUUGAGAUGGGCCUCUAAUAACAAAGAUAUUAGUGAAGUAGAAGAUUUUGUCAAUUCAUUGAAGACUGUGAUUUCAUUGAAUAGGGACAUGUAUCUGUCCUUGAUCAAGAUGUAUGUUAGAUGUGGGAAGGAUGUAGAUGGGAUUUUAGAGAGUAUGAAAGCUGAUAGCAUAGAGCUAGAUGAAGAGAUAAAGGAAGUUCUUGACUUAAGAUUGCAAUAAUAUGGAUUUUUUUCUCUCCCUUUAGUUUUUUGGUCUUUCAUUUCAGUGUAGACAGAGAGAUCUAAAGAAAAUUGGACUCUGAUGCUGCAAUAUAGUUGGAUGGAAUUUGCUGUGAAUUGAAGAA